CCCCAUAGUUUCACAGCAUAGCUCUAGGUUUUGUGUAAAGCUCCGAUUGGUCUAGCGGCCAGAAUAGGCGUGGUGAGCUCGUUGCUACGUGCACUGUGACAUCACGAUCAGCUGUUUUGUACGGUCUGAUCUGCGGAUCAGCUGGGCGAAGCAAUAACAUCACAAUAUCUGCCGGAAAGAAAACAAGCUGCAGAUACUACGAUUAAAACGUUGUGUGAAUCAGAAUUUACACGAAGAUUCCUUCUAAGAAGAAAUACAUUUUCAUAUUUAUUUUUAUUUUUUUGUGAAUUUACUACCUCAUAUAAAAGAACACCUAAGCUAUGCUUAAGAUCGUUGUCGUUUUUAUUGUGUGGUCGUCGCGUUUACAACUUGAAUAAUCUUGCAGAUCUUUGCACAACUUGAACCAAGUGACACCUUAAAUUGUAUAGCGCCUUUUCUAAAAUUCUUGUAACAACAACAAUACGGCCAAGAAACCUGUGAUCAACCUGCCCUCUGUUACAUAUUUUAAAAAACAACAACAUUAACUAUAGUUCAAAAACAGUUUUUGUGAGAUAAACUUUUAAGGCAGCUAUCCCUUGGGAAAUAAAAACUGUGACCAUCGAACACUGAGGCAGGCAUGUUCCAGCAGCUCAGCAAUCUGUUCUUUGGAAGCGUGGAGCAAGUUACUCCAGAGCUGAGUGGACCAAAGCUCUCUGUGACUGAGGCUGAUGAAGAAGGAUGGCUUCUAGUCAACCUGCCAGGCGAGAAUGGGCCAAAGGCAGAAUCAGUAGCACAUGCCCAUCCUCACAGUGAAUGUCAUACAUCUAAAAUAUGUGUCUCAUCACCUCAUACCUGCAAAAAACGCAGAACUAGAGUGGCCAGGGUACAGGCAGGACAUCCCACUUCCCCUUCCAUAUACUCUUCUGGCCCUGUCCCCUUCUGUCACCUUGAAUCAGUAGAAGUGAAUGUGGUGUUAAGCAAGCAGGGCUCCUGUAGUGACUGCAGCAUGGAUGAGAGCUGGUUUGUCACCCCUCCCCCCUGUUUUACUGCAGAGGGAGCCACAGCGGAAGCCAGCCCCAUGGAGGACCUCCUCAUCGAGCACCCCAGCAUGUCUGUCUAUGUCUCACCUGGCCAUCUCCCUGCAAUGGAGGAGAGUGCCAUCAGCCUAGCUGGGAGUGUGAGCAGGAUGUCUGAAUCAGCACAUCCCGUUACCAGGAGCAGCAUGCCCACAAGGGUGACACAAGGAGCAGACGCCCUGACUAAAAUCACCAAGGUCUCCAGGGUUCAGAGGGCCAAAGCUCGCACAGAGCGUCACCAUCUGGGACGCAAUCUAAUGCAGCGCCAAAACCGUGCGCGUGAACAGGUCCAAGGCCGUGCAACCCACACCCGCAACUCCUUCCUGCACCAACCGUGCCAGCGCAACUUCUACCACUGAGGCACCUAAAGUUUACAAUGAGGGCAUUAUUAUACACAAACACCCCACAGCCCUUCUACUUUCUCAGUUACCCCUUUAAUUUACUGGUUUUGCAUCCAUAAUACUAUUGAGUUUAUGAAUUAAGUUUGUCUAUCCCUCGUUAAGCACAAGUGAGUGCAUGUAUAUCUGUUCCCCAUUCUUAUCUGACAGCCCACCGCUAAGGACAAUUUCUCCAAAAUUUCUUGAUUUCAACAAGAAGCUGCAUAUUUUCUGACAAUGGCCCCACUAAAUUAGACCCCAAAAGCAGAAGUUGCAGUAAGUAUAUCUAAAAUGAGAUGUAAGCAAACUAUGUAGGUAGUUCUACGAACAACACAUUAGAUCUAGAACACAAACAAUUCAAAAUCUAUGUUUCCUUUUUAUAUUUUCAUAUAUGUGUAAUCAGGUAAAUUAUCCCAACCUUGUUGAAAGGUUUAGAACAUAACCUAUUCCUUUGUUUCUGGCUGCUGAGAUACAUGGAUAUCGAGAUAGGAUCGCCAUGUAUCUCAUGUACUAAUGUCACAUUAGUAAAAGCAGCUACUACAUCAAUAGUGAUCACUUUUGAAAACGACAAUUAUAAGAAAGUAUAUAAAAAUGGAUGAACAUGAAAAACAGACUAAAUUGUAAAAAACGUUUGCAGAGCAAGACAAUGAUUAGAGAAACAUGUAUUUGUUAAGAAGAAAAUUUUAAAGCAUAUGUUAAAACAAAAAAAUCAUCAACACUUUUAAGUAGUAAUUGUAACACACAAAACUGUGUUUAAAACUAUGCCAUUACACAAGCUCUGUUGCAAACCCUAAACAUCUGACUCCCCAUAGAAAGUAGCAUCUUAGGUUUGCAAAGGAUGUUCCAAAAUUUUGCAGCAACAUUUUAUCUUUUGCAGAUUUGGUAAUCUUGGUAAAAUAUUGUGAUGAGAUUCCAGGAACAAUGUUGAGAUAAAAAUGGAGAUGGAAAGAAAUUUUAAUUUAAAAGUAUAUUUUUUUUAAUAAUUAUAAAUACCAAUAAAAUAGUAAAUCAAAUAGCUAUUGAAAUAAUGUAAAUGACUUAUUUUAACAAAUAUUUGUGUUGUGAAUUGUUUUAUUAGCUUAACAACAUGCCAACAGUAAAAUCUAGUCACCAAACUAAAAAACUGUGGCAUCUAAAGUUGCCCAUAAUGAGUGGCUAAAAUAAAUUAUAAACUUUCCUACCUUGGAAGGCAGCUAGGUGCAGCAGAUAUCUAAGAACUUACUAGGUUUUCACUCUAACGAUUGAUAUUACCAACAUCUCACUGAAUGAGUGACAUUGCACUUAAUUAAUAAAUUAAUUCAGCUAUUAAAUUAACAUAACAUAAGAAAUAAGGAAUGAGGAAAAGCUGAAAUGCAAGAAAGAGUUGUAUUUUGAUGUUUGUUAACGAUCGCAAUGUUGUCUAGUCAACAAUGUUCAUUUCCAUUAUGUGUUAGUAUGUCCCAGUACUUGCAACCUCUUUAGUGCUACUUAUUAAAAUAUAUAUACUUUCCCAUAGCAAAAACAGUGCAUACUUUUAGGGCAUAGUAUAAGUAGGCGAAUUGGGAUGUAGCAAUGGUCUUUUAGCUUUGAUGGAGGGUCCAUCAUGACAUAACUCAAAGUAUGGCAGGAACUCGUUACUAAGAAGAUGUAUUUAGUUAUUUUAAGUUAUCUUUCAGGUAUAUUGCUGUUUAGCUUUUCUUUAAAACAUGAACAUCUAAACAUGAGGUAUGGUUGCAUGUCAACAUCCAAUCUACACAUGCAGACGAUCAUAGGGGUGUCAGGGCAGUGUGCAAUGUAAUUUCAGGUCACAUUAUCAACAUGAAUACAGAGACAUUACCAUGUGAUAUGGAUUAUUAAAAGUUUUCUAAAUGGAAGAAUGUUGUUGGGUGCAUCUCAUAAAACCAUGUAUGGGUAAAAUGCCCUCGGAUAAAUAGAUUUAUAUAAAAUUUGAUUUAAAUAUUAGUACUUGUUAUAUUCUAUAUAAUCACACAAAAAAUGUAAUUGGCAAACACAGGAGUUUAAAAUUGUGUGCUUCGUCGAUUCGUUAAAAAAAAGGUGUGUUUGACUUCCUUUGUCACCAUGCAGGCCAACAGGCGUAUGGGAUCAAAGUACUACGGGAAUAAAUUUUUUCCUCUGAUUCGCCAUACAAAUGAUUGGCAAUUAAUUUGCCCUGACCAUUGAAAACGUUUUUCUUGGUUUCCUAGACAGGGUUUAGAUUAAUCCAGGAAUAGGCCUAAAUUAUAUUGGGGGAAUUAAGUGUUUUUUUUUUUACAAAAAAACCUUACAAAAACAUUACUGGUGUGCAUCUUGAGACAAGACAAUGGUCCUUAUAUGUGUUAAGAUACGUCAGUUCAAGAUGUUUUUUAAUUAAAGCAGCUUAAACAGGCAUGUUAACAGAAUACCGCCACAUAAUGUUAACCUAAAAAUAAUUUCCAGGACAAUUUCCUAUUCAGCAUAUGCUUAUGUGAGAAAUCACUGUGAACACGGAUUGAAAGAAAACUGCUGAUGUUGUUUGGUCCUUUUCUCCAAUAAUCUGUUACUUACAAAAGGCAGUUUUUUGCAUUGUUUAUAAAGUUUUGUUAAUAUAUUGUGCUCUACUUUUAUUCAACAUUUUCAUUGUAGUCUAAUUUAAAUUUGUUUGUGCAAGUUUUCAGGGUCUUGCUUGUGACAGACCAUGCAAACAUACUCUUACACUAACACAAAUGUUGAAUCCUAAAAUGUGCACUUCCUUAAUAGUCAGUAAAUACUCUGCACAUUUAUGGGAAUUCACAACAUUGUGAUCUAUCUCAUAUGUGUAUUCAGUAAUGAAUAGACUAACAAUGGUGCUAAAAAUAUAUAAAUAUAUGACUGUUUGUACAUUUAUGAGACAUUUAAGAGAGAAAGUCUUAGGUUUUAUGGAAAAUUAUGGUAUUUAGCAGUAAGCUGUUUUGUUCUAAUGGUAAAUGAGAUGUCAAAAUGUAUGGGUUAGGGGAAAAGCUAUCAUAAAAGGUAAACAAUUAUUUGCAUUCAAAUGUAUAUAAUUGCAAACUAUUUGCAGUACAGUGUUUAAAUUAUGUUCAUCUAAAAAACAUCUUCCUGUUUGAAUGGCAUCGUUUUACUUUAUGUGUAAGCCUAUUGUUCCACAUACUUCUUCUACUUGGUGUUGUUAUUAUACAAACCAACAUUUACCAUGUUGUCUUUACCACUGUCUGCUAUACCUUGCACCUCGUGCAUAAGGAGUAAAAAAAAAUAGGUUUUACAUGCAAUUUUGUUUCAUUUUCUGUUUAAUAAUUUUUGUUAUACUUGUUAAAGUCUUUCUUGUUACUCGCCAAAAUCAGUAAAAUUGUUAUUUUGAUAGUAGGCUAAAGCUCUAUAUAAACAAAUCAAUGUAAUUAUAUAUAAUUUAAUUCUAAAUGCUUUUAUUUCUUUGUUUGAAUGUAACAUGUUUGAACAUCAUCAAUACCCUACAGAGAUCCCUGUAAGAAUGUCAUUGGUGUAUCUAGAAAAAUCCAAUGCCCUGUACCCCUACAAUGGUCCUAAACAUGGUCCACUUAAAAACCGUCCUCUCUCUUUACAUGGUUUUUGUAGUAGCCUAACAUCUAGUGUAGUAGAUGCAGGGGACAAUGCAAUAUUAUAUGAUGAACAUAAAAACAAUGAUUUCUGCCUAGAGAUCCACCACUUUUGUUCACCAUCACAGCUAGACACUGUAUAUGUUUUUGUGUGUGUGGGUGUUUAAGUGUGACUAUUUAAUUUGUAGAAUUAAAAUGUCUGCUAGGCCUCACAAGAGGCUUGUACAGCUGGAAGAUAUAUAGUUAUUGUGAUUUAAAGUAAUAGUUCACAAGGUAAUGAAAACUAUCCCAUAAUCUAUUCACUCUCAUUCCAUCCCAGGUGUAUUUAACUUCCUUUCUUCAGCUAAACACAAUCCUAUUGUAUGGCAAGGCAUGCUGCAGUUGACCACCAUCCAAUGGCAUUACAAAACUAGUAGGAGUAAUAUAAAUACGUAAUGGCAUGAGGGUACAUAAAUUAUGAGAUCAUUUUUAUUUUCCAAUAACUAUCUUUAAAGGUGGGCAGCAGGUUGAUUUAAAACAUGAAAUGAUAAAGGACAACAACAAAAAAAUGCUUGUAUUUUUUCCGAUUUUGUUAAUACAAGAAAUAUUCAACUUAGUAACAAAAUACAAAAAGAGUAUUAAAAAUGAUUGCUGAUUGCUGUAUGUACCAGUAAUAUCUUUGGUGAUUGUGCCUUUUCUGCACUAUUCUGCAUGGUUUUCAUGAUGUGCCAACUGUUGAUUUCAUCGAUAUUACAAGGGCAUCAGAGACCUAUGCAAAAUACUAUGAGUUUCCAGCAUCCAUUCAGAACUGCAGGUACCAGACGAUAACAAUAAACACUCAGGAUGAAACUGCAA
Paramisgurnus dabryanus is the source of this 5793-nucleotide messenger RNA. The record is from RefSeq and is a predicted model, not a curated record. NCBI's taxonomy places the organism in Eukaryota, Metazoa, Chordata, Actinopteri, Cypriniformes, Cobitidae.